Amoebophrya sp. A25 is the source of this 3611-nucleotide messenger RNA. The record is from the annotation of a GenBank genome assembly. Lineage: Eukaryota; Dinophyceae; Syndiniales; Amoebophryaceae.
AUGUCAGCUACGCAAUUUCUCCUGAGUGGACCCAGUUACUUGCGAAUAUGGCAGUUGGAGCCCCUCAAAGAACUGGACGCUUUUUUUAGUCUGAAACAAGAAAAAUCGUUGAAGGUAUUCUAGUACUUCUUGUAUUCAGAGGUUUUUGAUGGAUAGUUUAGGUUCUACGGUUAUUUUUCAGGUCGACGCAAUACACUAUUACAUGCAUGAUCUUGAUUCUUGUUUUUCUAGAAUACACGAUCGAAAUUCGACUCUUCGUAUUCAAAAAAGUUCUUCCUUCCAAAACACACUAGAUGAUUCCCGGCAUCCAUUUGAUGCAGUACAGCGAGUUUUUAGCCGGCUGCGCUACUGCAAAAAUGUCAGACGACCUUCAGGGUAACAUGAUGAAAAGCAGUGCGCCCCAACCUGCGCCGGUGCUACCUAAGAUUUCACCGGAAGAAGACUUCCUCAUAAUAUGGGUCUUCUGCCGAGAUGGGACUUUCUUCAAAUAAGGCUUUUUGUUUCGUUUGCUGUUGCUUCUAGAAGAAGAUUUUUAGUCAAGAUGAAGAAAGGAGAGGUAUCGAACAGCAUGAAGUUUCUCCACACGUCGGAUUAUUUAAUCACCCCGAUUUGAACUUGUUCCAUCCCCAACGGCACGUCUAAUCCAAGUUCAAGAUAAAGGAGCGGACCGGCAAAACCAGCCUAAUGGAAGCUGGGAAUAUUAUCCGGCUUUUAGAGUUCCAGGACGAUAACGGCACAUGGGAUUCGCAAGUUAUGAGCGUGAUUUUUGUUUGUCUUUUGCAUGUGUGCUACAAAAUGCGCAUCGUUUCUUCGACCGGAGUGUUUCUUCGAGAGUGAAAUUCCUGAUGCUGUCAUCUUCAUGUAGGUUAGGGUAGGAGUUGAUCCGCCGUCCGCAGUUUUGCCUGUGCGAGAGUAGCACUUUCACUUUCUCAUCUAUCAUCUCUUCUAACAGAAGCGAAGAGAGUGCCUUCUCUAGUCGGUUGCCUCCGAAGCCUAGUGCAGUGGAGAUUACUUGCGUCGCUCGGUGGGGUUUGGCGAGCGGUUUCAUACUAGGCGGAACUUGUGGUUACUUGGGUCUCUUGAGGUUCAAGCCGGAUGAAAAGGUGGAGACGCUCGGACCCUAUUGGGUGAACGACGUCUACGGGUCAGAGGGAGUCAAGUGGCUUUCGGACUAUAAAGAAGAGGAUAUUCCGAAAAAACACAGGAAUACAUCAGCGAAGACGGACAACAAGUUCCGAAUACCUGACGUGCUGUUGCUUACGGCGACCGCUAGAGAAGACCCCACGGCAGACACGACACCUACUGUUAGGGGACAAGGUAUAUUCAUAUAAUGCUAUACUUCUAUUGGUUAUCGUUUAUUUCUUCAUUUCUCAUUCUUGUUACGACACAGCCAAGCAGCUGAACACGGAUUACAAUUUCACAGAUCAUUUCUCAUGCCUACAUCCACACAGCCCAGCCAAAGAAGGAGGACGUGUUGAAGAUGUAUGGAUUUUCGGUACACAAGAGAGACCAGGCACAGCAGGUGAAACCAGUAUCCUUGUUGUUUGAGUUUCACGGAGAUGGCGUGCUCUCCAUGGCUGCAGCUCCGAAGGGCACGAAAACCUUGUAUAGUAUAGUUAAGUAGGCGUGCCCCUAUUCAUCUCGAGACGCAUCUUUGACCCUUUCUCUAAGGAGAAAACACGUCAAAGAUGACCUUGAAGACUUGGCAAGUUUUAAGAUACGCAACGACACUGCCCUCAAGAGUUGGACGUAUCCUGAGCUCAGCGCGUCUGCGACUCUCACGGCUGCAAAAGCAACUGCGCAAACGGGGGCCGCGGCAGUGAGCGUCAAGACAUCAUCGUCUUCGUCAGCAUCGUCGUUUAAGGAAGUGAUUGCUUUGUAUCGUCGACAUCAUAGAUUGUAAUAUCUUCAAGAACUUCUACCGUUCAAGAGUUCAGUGUAGCCUUCCUGGAUUUUGCCCAAGGCAAAAAUUUGUAUUUGAAAUUUUAGAUUAUACUCGUUCAUCAAGGGGAACAACUUAUAACUAUUAUUAUGAUAUCAUGAUCUACUACACACUUCUAACGUCUCUUCAAGUCGCGCUUUUUCCAUGGAGCACUCAAAGAUUUUUGAGUAUGACAUACCAAUCCAAGUGGCAGUGCAUCCUAACGGGCUUUGCCUUGCAGUAGUUUUUCUGGACCGGCUAAGGCUUUAUUUUUCGUGCUUCGAUGAAAUAAGACAAGUCUGGGAUAUGCCUCUGAAACAGCCAAGUUGUUGCGCCUUCUCACACAGCGGCGACUAUCUAGCAGUGAGCGCGAUGAACUUCGUCUUACUCUUGGACAUCCAUAAUCCCAAGGGUACCCUUGUGCUAGCACAGUACACAGGACACCUUAGUGUCAUUUCUCAGAUACUUUUCAGCGUGGACGACACGCUGUUGAUGACUUGCGGAAGAGACGGGUGCAUAUACGGGUGGGAGGUAUUCUUAUUUGUUGAGGUGAUCUGGCAUUUCCUAUGAAGAUGAUAAUAAAUUUUUUUAGAAGUAGGACAUCAGCUUAACUUGAUAUUAUCUUCUUGACUCUUCGACAGUUGGUUUCUGAAAAUUCCCCACCUGAAAACCGCCAAAGAACAUGGCACAAACCUCCACAGGUAGCCAGUGGGAACCGUAUAAUAGAGCAUGUUUCGAAGGGGUCAGUUUACGUGGCAUUCCAGUACGACGAGUCGGCGCAAGAAGUCAUUGCAGUCUCUCGAGAAGGUGACUUCCGACUUAUAAAGAAGAGCACAGGUGCCUGCCACCUCCAGCUGUCGCAUUGCUUCUUCAACUGCAUGUUAAGGCGGUAUGGUUUACUACAGUAUAAAUAUUGUUGUAUUCAUCUGCAUGUCAAUAGCAGUCCUUUCGAUCCUUGGUUUACUUAUAUUCUUUGGUAGAGUUUCUCACGUUCUUGUGUCUGCUGUCUUCCUGUCUGAGGGCACAGGGCAUCGCAUAGUCUAGGUGCUGGUAUGCUAGCCAGUGAUAGACCUCAUGGAAUGGAACAGUUUCAGUUUUUCUCCUGGGAGAAUAUUCCAUUAGCAAUAGUUACUAGAGUAUCUGCUAUACUAUAAGUAUGAAUAUACUUAUACAACUACUCCUGUUAAUAUUUCUCGAAAAACAUAAAGUCGUGAUCUCUAAUCAUGCUCUUGGCGGCAAGACGCAAUUUCUUAGCGUGUGGUACGGUUUUUGGCAGUCUCCGAGUAUUCGAGUGGCCUCUUAGGGAAGUAGAUCCUCAAUCAAAUCGCGCAGCUUCGACGUUAGGAAGCGGCGCGAGCAGCACGAGCGUCUCCUUUCAGGGACAUGAUAGGUACGAUUGUAUUUCUAGGUAUUUCAGGGACAUGAUAGCUGCGAUUGUAUUUCUUUGUUUUUUUCAGGGACAUGAUAGGUGCGAUUGUUUUCAGGGACAUGAUUGAUAGGUACGGUUGUAUUGUUUGGUGCUGGGUGUAGAAGAGAAGCUGCAGCUCUCCCGAUUUAAUAUUAGUUUCGUAUUCAUUGCUUCGAGGGAAAUUUUCAGACCCAGAAGACGCUUGAUGAAGGAUAUCCAAUCUUAUCCAAUUCUUACUCAAUGAGUAUUGCUCCCACAGGUAUCACUCCAUCGAGAUCUUGA